Messenger RNA from Harmonia axyridis, 2112 nucleotides. RefSeq names its product CLIP domain-containing serine protease 14D-like. NCBI's taxonomy places the organism in Eukaryota, Metazoa, Arthropoda, Insecta, Coleoptera, Coccinellidae. Gene Ontology annotation, molecular function: serine-type endopeptidase activity. The record is from RefSeq and is a predicted model, not a curated record. Gene Ontology annotation, biological process: proteolysis. The coding region runs from base 489 to 2048 and encodes 519 amino acids. The transcript is spliced from 8 exons.
AAAUCAAAUAUAGAAAUUUAUAGACAAUACAACAAAAGUAAGUAGGAAGUAGUGUGUCAUUGUGUAAAACAACGUUUCCAUUUCGAAAUUACAUCCAAUUUUUCACGUUUCAACCAAUAUAAAAUGCGCGAAUCAACUGCCAAAAUACCGACGAGAACAACUUUCCUAGAGAUUUUCCUGAGCGAGAGUUCAGUCAGUCAUCAGUCUCUGUGUUCCUCUUCAUCGGAAUGCAAUCUAGUCUCAAACAAAUCAUAACUAAGAGCAGAUAGGAAGAUUACCGCUUGCUUCAAGUUAUCGACAGUUCCAUGAAAAUACCAGUUUUGAAAGAUAAAAUUUGGUAUCUCACAACUGUGAAAUUUGUCAACAGAAUGAUGUUUAGUCUUUCGUGAAUAAUUUAUUGGUGUACCUCCAGUAAUUUGUGAAAAUUUUGAGUGAUUCAAAAGAGGUGAAAUUGAUUAUUUUCGAUUAGAUGUGCCAUAAAGCUAAAUAUGUAUUAUUCGGACUUAAUUCUGUUUCUACUAGUAUCUUUAUUAAAGACUGUGCAUUCGCAAACCAUAAACCCUUGCCCUGAUAAAUUCUCAUUCAACCCUGAAAGGAACCAGCCUGGCAGAUGGUUUGGAACUGUGAGACUUGUCUAUGAUACAGAACUUAGCGGAGUAUGGCUGAGAUUAAAAUUCGACAGGCCUGUGAUACAACUUGGGAAUUGGUUUGGACAAAUAAAAACUGACGACAACAUUGAAUUCAGAUUAUCAGACAGAUCUUUUCAACUCAAGCCCAAUAUUCCUAAAGAAGUCCUUUUCUUUGUGAAUUACAAUCAGAGGGAUCCUCCACCUGAAUUAGUCAGAAUAAUUUUAAACGGCAGAGUGUUAUGCCCAGUUGGUCAAGAAACAACAUCUACCACUCUUAUUCCAGGACUGGGUGAACCGAUAACAAGCAGACCUUUAUCUUCUCUAAACCAGAAUGCAGGAACCACUACAAGUACCUAUAGACCGUUUAAUGGUCAACAACAGAAUGUCAAUUCUGGUAAUUUCAGGCCUACAACAAGACCUAGCCGGAGACCUACUACAACUGAAUAUGAGAACGAGUCUGAUGAUGAAUUCUUUCAAGGAGAUCUUAGUGGUGCUAGACCUAAUAUCAUGACGCCAUCAAGAGACAAUGUGAAUGAUAUUUGUGGAACUGUGAUUGCACGCCCAAAACCUUUGAUAACCCAUGGAGAUCUAACACACGAGGGUGAGUUUCCAUGGCAUGCUGCGAUUUACCAUUCGAAGGGAGUUAACUUAGUUUAUAUAUGCGGGGCAUCACUCAUCAAUAAAGAAUAUUUGCUAACGGCAGCUCAUUGUGUGACCAAACCCAGAACGGAAACACCAUCCAAAAUAGGAAGCAUGGUGAUCUAUUUAGGCAAGCAUUAUCUGAAGGAAUGGUCUACCAAAGGUAUUCAAGAUAGGAGAGUGUCUAAACUAAUAAUUCAUCCUGAGUUCGAAUCAGAAACAUUCAAGAACGAUAUAGCCAUUAUCAAAGUUUCGGAGCCUAUAACUGUCACAAACUAUGUGAGACCAGUAUGCUUGUGGCAAGAUUCGGUGGAGUUGCAUUAUUUAGUGAAUCAACCAGGAACAAUUAUAGGAUGGGGCUACGACGAAGAUGGUGUUAUAACAGAUGAACUUCAUAAAGCAAGCAUGCCGAUAGUUUCAACGGAAACCUGUAUAUAUUCCUAUCCUGAUUUCUUUGCACGUUUUACUUCAAACACGACCUUUUGUGCUGGAUACAGAAACGGCACUUCAGCAUGUAAUGGAGACUCAGGAAGUGGGAUGGUAUUCCAAAAAACUAAACCACAAACUAGAAGCCAAGUUUGGCAGCUUAGAGGCAUAGUAUCUCUUAGUGUAGCCCUUCAAAAUCAAGCUAGAUGCAAUACAUCUCACUACGUGGUGUUCACUGAUGUUGCAAAGCAUGGUCCAUGGAUAAAAUCAGUGAUUAAUUCUAAUAGAAAUGAUAUUAGUGGUGAUAGAAAUUACUAUGAUCCGGUUAGAAAUAGGAGACAAGACAAUAAUUAAAGAAUAUAUCAAACUUUUGAAAUAGGUUAGUAGGUAUUAUACACAAUAAAUUUUUUUUAAUUUG